Symbiodinium natans is the source of this 414-nucleotide messenger RNA. Lineage: Eukaryota; Dinophyceae; Suessiales; Symbiodiniaceae. The record is from the annotation of a GenBank genome assembly.
AUGUUGGCACCUGCCCGUGAACUGGACCCUGUGAUUCCGGUCUGUGUGGCGGGGAGGCCAUCGCAAUACGCGGCCAGUGCAUAUUUCCGAAGGAAGUUUAUGGCCUUGUUCCGUGAGUCGUCUCCGAAGUUCACUCCGCGACCGAAGCUGGCAAGGUACUGCCAGGACUCAGUCACCUCAGUCACAUCCUCGAGGGGCACCUGCCAAGUUUGGCCUAGCCAAGACGAGUUUUCCAAAGUGCACGAGGACAGUGACUCGUCAAAACAUGGCCACUUGCAGCAUGACGAGGGCAUGGCUCUUGCCGUUCAACGGAUCCGCAGACUGAGAUCUGGUGGAAACCAUCGAGGAGGUUCGUCCGUGGCCUGGGCUUUCCCGGGUCGCAAGGAUCAUGGUGUCAAUGUCGGAAGGAGGUGA